Molecule: messenger RNA, 1443 nt
Organism: Trachymyrmex septentrionalis
Lineage: Eukaryota; Metazoa; Arthropoda; Insecta; Hymenoptera; Formicidae
Product: tubulin delta chain-like
Exons: 2
Coding region: 94-1437 (447 amino acids)
Biological process (GO): mitotic cell cycle; microtubule cytoskeleton organization
Cellular component (GO): microtubule; cytoplasm
Molecular function (GO): structural constituent of cytoskeleton; GTP binding
Source: RefSeq, a predicted model, not a curated record
AUGCCGCCAUACAUUAGCGCCAACUGAGAAAGUGGAUAUCAACUGCAUAGCAACAUCCAUUUUUCUACACUACGGGUGAAUGGACACGCAGAAAUGCUCACUUUGCAGUUUGGACAAUGCGGAAAUCAACUAGGAUAUGAUCUAUUCUCGAAAGUGUCCUCCGAUAUAGGAAGUUCGAACACUGGCGUUUCUUACGGUGCGAAUUACGAGUAUACGGAAAAUACUAUCGAGAAAUGGUUUGAUGGUAUCGCAGAAUGCGGUCGACACUUUGCAAAGGCAAUUCUCAUCGAUACCGAAGAGAAGGUUGUGAACAAGGUAUGCAAGAACGUAAACGCCUCGUGGCUCUAUCGAACGAGUAAUAUCGUUUGUCAGUCUGGUGGUGGUUCCGCCAACAACUGGGCUUAUGGCUACACAAUUAAUAGUCGACGCUUGUCAAACACUAUACUGAAUGUUACACGACAGGAGAUUGAGAAAUUAGAUCGAUCACAGGGAUUUCUACUGCUUCUUAGUUCAGCUGGUGGUACAGGAUCUGGUAUAGGAAGCCACAUGGUUGAACUUCUACGAGAGGAGUACGAAACUGAACCUAUCAUUGCAACAAUUGUAUUACCGUUCACCUUCGGAGAAGUUUGCACUCAAAAUUAUAAUACUAUACUGACUCUAGCCAAGUUCUCAGAUAGAGUAGAUUUUUCUGUGUUAAUCGAGAAUGAACAGAUGUACUCCAUGUGUACCAAUCUAUUGAAGCAUUCUAAUACCACAUUGCAUGACAUGAAUAACAUCAUUUCUGAGAAUCUACUUGCUGUUUUUCAACCUAGCAACAAUGCAAGAUGUAACACAAAUUUUGUAAUAUCCAAAAUAGCUACUCAUCCUAAUUUUAGAUUUGUAACAGUCAAGAGUACUCCACAUACUCCUGCAACAUCUUUGCAGUAUGAACCUACACAUAAAUGGGAAGUAUAUAUACGUCAUUUGAAGCAGACUCUUCGAGUAUCAAAGUCAGAAGUGGAAUUAACUAAUGCCCAACUAAAGAUACCAAAUCCUACGCUAAGCAAAACAGUAAUGUCUCACAUAUAUAGUCCUUGUGUGUCUAAUGUUCUUGUAACACGUGGCAAAUCUGUGGAAAAUGAUGUUAUCGCAUUGGAAGAUUUACAGAAAAAACAUCUAUACCCAGAGUGGAUUACUUUGGAUUCUUUUACUCAUUUGCAUCAAGAACGUAGGUUUCUGAACCGAGAUAAAUUUCUGGCGUUGGUAAGCAAUAAUUCUGAAAUACAUCGCCCAUUGGACAUAUAUCUAGACAAAGCGUGGGACUCUUACAAAUGUGCAGCUUUUUUGCAUCAAUAUAAACAAUUUGGUUUAGAGGAAGAUGAUUUUUUGCAAGCUUUUGCAAAAAUGGAAAACGUAGUGCAGGAAUAUAAAAACUUAAAAAGCCACAAUGGAAACUAAAUUUUU